Messenger RNA from Purpureocillium takamizusanense, 1586 nucleotides. RefSeq lists its product as uncharacterized. The record is from RefSeq and is a predicted model, not a curated record. Gene Ontology annotation, molecular function: catalytic activity; magnesium ion binding. Gene Ontology annotation, biological process: oxaloacetate metabolic process. Bases 235 to 1203 code for a protein of 322 amino acids. The transcript has 2 exons. NCBI's taxonomy places the organism in Eukaryota, Fungi, Ascomycota, Sordariomycetes, Hypocreales, Ophiocordycipitaceae.
GCAAUGCUUUAGCCCUGCGUUCACGAUGCCUCAUUGCUGCCAUUGAUCGGAAUUGAUUGUAUUACUUUGUGCAAUCGACUUACAUCGGACGCUUAUAGAGGUUUGCACCACAUCAUUCUUGCAGCCCAUAAUCAUCAUCACGACGCCGAGCAACUCAACUCAUCCCAUACAUACCGCCCGCUCAUCGCUAGUCUAAGUCGGCUAUAUAUCAACGUCCACCACAUUACAGCGAACAUGGCCGCAGCGGCGAGAUCCUCGUCGAUCCUGCGCCGUUCGCUCUUGUACGUGCCCGCGUCGUCGCAAAAGAUGCUGUCCAAGUCGCUUCGCCUCGCCUCCGACAACGUCACUUAUGACCUCGAGGACUCCGUCACACCCUCUCUCAAGCCCUCGUCCCGCCAGCAGCUACGCUCCCACCUCACCUCACUCUCUGCCCGCCCUCAGUCCAUCGCCGAGCUCGCUGUCCGCAUAAACGCCAUUUCCACCAGUUUCGCCCUCGACGACCUCACCGCCCUCGCCCCUGCACCCCUCGUCGACGCCAUCGUCGUGCCCAAGGUUGAGUCGUCGGCCGACCUCACCUUUGUCACCGACGUCUUGCGACAUGUCGCCCCUGACCGUCAUGCCGAAGGCUCCUCCAAUCCCAUCAAGAUCGUCGCCUUGAUCGAGUCCGCCAAGGCCAUCAUGAAUCUCGCCGACAUUUGCAAGGCCUCCCCGUACCUCAGCGGCCUCAUUUUUGCCGCCGAGGACUUUGCCCUUGACUUGUCCAUCACACGUACCCCGUCGCUAACAGAGUUCCUGUACGCCCGUUCUGCCAUCAUAACUGCCGCCCGCGCCGCCGGCCUUCCAAGUGCUAUAGACCUCGUCUGUACCUCGUACAAGGGAGACGAGGGGCUCAGGCGGCUUCAAGACGAAUGCGCUGGUGGCAAGGCUAUGGGGUUCAAUGGCAAGCAGUGCAUUCACCCCAACCAGGUCGAGAUGGUGCAAAAAAUGUUCGCCCAAGCUCAAGACGAGGUCGAGUGGGCGGUGCGUGUUGUCGUCGCGGACGAAAAGGCUGCCGCCUCUGGCCGCGGUGCCUGGACUCUUGAUGGCAAAAUGAUUGAUGCUCCAGUCGUCGGCAAGGCCCGUUCCGUGACUGCAAGGGCCGAGCAGUGCGGUUUUGACUUACCGGCCCUGAGGAACAAGUGGAAAGACCAGCAGCCGGAAUGAGUGCCUUGCAGGACUGUUGAAAAGGUCAUGGAGCUUCUCUGUCUAGCAACCCUAUCUCACUGGUAAACAUUUGGACGCCAAAAUCUCAUCAUUUCGAGCUCAUCAUAGCCUCGUGCAACCCAAGACCGAGGCAGCUUAUCCCGCAGAGGCCGACGACGCCUUUCGUUGGUAGAGGACUCGAGAUGCCGUCCAUCUUCUCGAACAUGGGGGGCGAAGCCAGAGUGGCUGAAAGGAUCGAUGUCAGCAAUAUCCUCAAGGUCUGUUGCCCACCGGUUGGCGUGUAUUUGUGUGUCUAUAGUAUCUCUGUCUAAGAAUUGAACUGGGCUGCCGGCGCCGUCCUCGAGGUAAACGCUCGAGUCCGCGAAUGUCGACUCCAGCAUCUC